AUGGCGCCCUCGGACCCGACCUCCAAGAAGCGGCUCGCGCUCGCAAUAAUCGACUUCCUGAACACCUCCCUCAAAGACGGCACCCUCAGCGCCGACGACGCCGAGUCCAUCGAAGUAGCCACCUCCUGCAUCGCCGAUAGCUUCAAAGUCGACCCCUCAGACACCAAAGCCGUGUCCGACGCGCUCGGCGGCCAGAACCUGCUGGCCAUCUACUCCGUCUACGAGAAGCUGAAGGGCAAGAGCACAGCCAGCACUCUAGGCUCCAGCUCUGCGAGCGAAGGGCGGCCCGCCACGCCCGCGGCGCCGGCACCAGGCUCGCGCUCUGAUUCCUCCUCAGCAGCGGGUUCAAGCGCCCAAGACGCGACCGCCAAGGCCGAAGCCGAGAAACUCAAGGGCCAGGGCAAUGCGGCUAUGCAGCGCAAAGACUACACCGCGGCCAUCGACUUCUACACGCGCGCGCUCGACCUCGUCCCGCUGAACCCCAUCUACCUCUCCAACCGCGCAGCGGCCUACAGCGGGGCCCAGCAGCACGAGAAGGCGAAGGAGGACGCCGAGAUGGCGGUUGCGGCGGACCCGAAGUACACGAAAGCGUGGAGUCGGCUUGGGCUCGCGCGCUUCGCGUUGGGAGACGCGAAGGGCAGCAUGGAGGCGUACAAGCAGGGGAUAGAGGCUGAGGGGAGCGGGGGCAGCGAGGCGAUGAAGAAGGGAUAUGAGACGGCGAAGAGGAGGUGGGAGGAGGAGGGUGGGGAUGUUGGUGCUCCGGAGGACACGGCGAGAGGUGCGGGCGCUGGUGCCGGUGCCGGUAUGGGCGGCGGCAUGCCGGAUCUGGCGAGUCUGGCGGGCAUGUUUGGCGGUGGAGGUGGCGGGGGCGGCAUGCCGGAUAUUGGCCAAAUGAUGAACAAUCCGAUGAUGAGGCAGAUGGCGCAGAGUAUGAUGAGCAACCCGGAGAUGAUGAGCAAUAUGCUCAAUAAUCCGAGACUGCGGGAGAUGGCGGAUAGGUUCGGUGGGGGAGGCGCUGGUAGGGGCGGUGGAGGGGGUGGAGGGAUGCCGGAUAUCGCGAGCUUGAUGCAGGACCCGAGUAUCGCAGAGCUGUAA
Molecule: messenger RNA, 1095 nt
Organism: Coniosporium apollinis CBS 100218
Lineage: Eukaryota; Fungi; Ascomycota; Dothideomycetes
Exons: 2
Coding region: 1-1095 (364 amino acids)
Biological process (GO): post-translational protein targeting to endoplasmic reticulum membrane
Cellular component (GO): TRC complex; membrane
Molecular function (GO): molecular adaptor activity; protein binding
Source: RefSeq, a predicted model, not a curated record